This is a messenger RNA of Pelagomonas calceolata, 1389 nucleotides long. Lineage: Eukaryota; Pelagophyceae; Pelagomonadales; Pelagomonadaceae. The record is from the annotation of a GenBank genome assembly.
AUGGACGAUUUUUUGACGUCCAGUUCGAUGGACAAACACAACGAGCAGCUGCUGGCGGGCCUCUCCGCACCCGUCGCGCCGGCGAAGAAGCCCGCGAUGAUGGCGCCGCCCAUGGCGCCGCCGCCGCAGCAGCCGUACGGCAUGAUGGCGCCGCCGCCGGCUCAGCCCUACGGGUACGGCGCGCCCGCGGCCUAUGGCGCGCCGCCGCCCCAACCGUACGGGAUGCCCGCCGCGCCGCCGCCGGCCGCGCCGGCGCCCGUCUGGCCGCCCGCGGGGGCGAGCCAGGUGCCCCAGGCCGGGCCGACGUACACGUCCUACCAGAAACCGACGGCGCCGCCGCCGGCCGCGCCGGCGGACCCGCGGCUCGCGGGCUACGCCGCGCCGGCGCAGGCGGGCACCGGAUCAAUGGGCUACGCCGCGCCGGCGCAGGCGCAGAGCCAGGCGAGCGGCGAUAUGCUCGGCGGCUACGACGACGACUUUUUCUCGGUCGGCGGGUCCACGUCCCAGGCGUCGCAGCCGGCGCGACGGGGAUCCGCCAUGUCGGUGGCCUCCGAGUACACCGAGGACGGCGGCAACGAGCAGCUGACGCUGCAGCAGCCGGAGUCGACGGGGUCGCUGCCGAAAUACACCGUGUCCUUCGACAGCGAGACGAAGCUCGGCAUGCUGCUGGAGCGGCGCGCGGCCUUCACGCCGGGCGCGACGUCCGAGCAGAAGAAGGCGCGGCCCGAGCAGACCGUCGUGACCAUGGUCAUCGAGGGCGGCGCGGCCGCGCAGAAAGGCGUCGCCGUCGGCUCGCGCCUCCUGCUGAUAAACGGCCAGGACGCGACGGCCCUGCCCUACGCGCGGUGCCUCGAGAUGGUCAAGUCGCUGCCGCGGCCGCUCCACCUAGUGUUCGAAAAGUCCAUGGCGGCCUGCGACUCGGCCAAGGGCUGGGUGCUCGUGAAAAAGUCCGCGGGGUCGGGCCCGCCGUCGUCGAUGGCCGGCUGGCAGCGCAUGUUCUUCGUCGUCGGCGGCGCGGUCGCGAAGCGCCACGUGCUCCAGCUGUACUCCUCGAAGGCGCAGUACGAGGACAUUGUCGUGCGCAUGUUCCAGGGCCAGCCGCUGACGGGCAUGAAGUACAAGGCCUACGCUUUAAGCGGGACAUUCAAGUGCUCGGCGAUCCAGUCCAAGGUGUACAAGGGCGAGCACCAGCCGGUCAAGUACUUCGCGUUGCGGAACCCCUACUCUCGGACGAAGACGAUGAAAUUCGCCUCGCAGAACCCGUCCAUCGUCGCCGCGCUCCACAACCACGUCAUGCGCUUCGCGACGAAGGGCUAGGCGUUUUGGAGUCCCCCUUCCCCGCCCCUUUAACAUCAUCUCCUGUUCUCUGUCCCGCUGCGGGUACGGUUC